Messenger RNA from Oryza brachyantha (malo sina), 1890 nucleotides. RefSeq names its product serine/threonine-protein phosphatase 5. Gene Ontology annotation, cellular component: nucleus; cytosol. NCBI's taxonomy places the organism in Eukaryota, Viridiplantae, Streptophyta, Magnoliopsida, Poales, Poaceae. Gene Ontology annotation, molecular function: protein binding; protein serine/threonine phosphatase activity. The transcript is spliced from 13 exons. The record is from RefSeq and is a predicted model, not a curated record. Bases 237 to 1688 code for a protein of 483 amino acids.
GGCGGCCGGCCGGCCGGCGAGCACCCCCCCCUCCCCCCGCGCUCUCCCUUGCGGCGGGCCCAGGACGGGCUCCUUCCGCCUCGCUGGGACUGGUGCUAAAAUAGAGGGUUUCUCCUCCUGCCUCGUCUCCUCCCGGCUUCGCCCGCCGCCACCGCCGGUCUCCCGCGGGCAGGGGCGCUGUCGUCCUGCAUCCUCACCGUAGUCUCUUCUGGAGAAAGCUGAAGGGUAAAACUAUCAUGGAUGCUAACUCCAGUUCAAACGAGCAAAAGGCUGAGGAACUCAAGCUUAAAGCAAAUGAUGCUUUUAAGGCAAACAAGUUCUCCCUGGCUAUUGAGUUCUAUAGCCAAGCCAUUGAGCUAAACAGUUCAAAUGCAGUUUACUGGGCAAAUCGUGCAUUUGCUCAUACAAAGUUAGAGGAAUAUGGAAGUGCAGUGCAAGAUGCUUCAAAAGCCAUUGAAAUUGAUCCUAGAUAUUCGAAAGGUUACUACCGACGUGGAGCAGCAUAUCUUGCUAUGGGUAAGUUCAAGGAAGCCCUGAAGGAUUUUCAGCAGGUGAAAAGAAUCAGCCCUAAUGAUCCGGAUGCUACAAGGAAAUUGAAAGAGUGUGAGAAAGCAGUCCAGAGAAUCCGUUUUGAAGAAGCAAUUUCUGUAGGGGAUGAGGAGAAGCGUUCUGUAGCUGAUUCUAUUGACUACCAUAUCAUAGAAGUAGAGCCACAAUAUACAGGACCAAGAGUUGAUGGGGACUCAAUAACAUUAGAUUUUGUCAAGGCAAUGUUGGAUGAGUUUAAAAAACAGAAAUGCAUACACAAAAGGUAUGCCUACCAGAUUGUGUUACAAACUGUGCAGUUAUUGCGUUCUACGCCUUCACUUGUUGACGUGGAUGUUCCAAAUGGCAAUCAUUUUACGGUUUGUGGUGAUGUGCAUGGGCAGUACUUUGACUUGCUCAAUAUAUUUGAGCUCAACGGUCUUCCCUCAGAAGAGAAUCCUUACCUCUUCAAUGGAGACUUUGUAGACAGAGGAUCUUUUUCUGUUGAAGUCAUACUCGCUCUUUUUGCUUUCAAGUGCCUCUAUCCGACAGGUAUGUACCUUGCAAGAGGAAAUCACGAAAGCAAGAGCAUGAAUAAAAUAUAUGGUUUUGAGGGAGAAGUAAGGUCGAAGUUGGGCGAAGCAUUUAUUGAACUAUUUGCGGAAGCAUUCUGUUGCCUACCUCUUGCUCAUGUCAUCAACAGCAAGGUCUUUGUAGUUCAUGGAGGUCUCUUUAGUGUUGAUGGUGUUAAGCUUUCAGAUAUUAGAGCCAUUGAACGUUUCCGUGAGCCCCCUGAAGAAGGUCUAAUGUGUGAAAUAUUAUGGAGUGAUCCUCAACCUCAGCUUGGUAGAGGUCCAAGCAAACGUGGUGUUGGUCUUUCCUUUGGUGCAGAUGUGACUAAGAGAUUUCUACAAGAAAAUAAGCUGGACCUUGUUGUUCGAUCCCAUGAAGUAAAAGAUGAAGGCUAUGAAAUUGAACAUGACGGAAAGCUUAUAACAGUAUUCUCUGCUCCGAAUUACUGUGACCAGAUGGGUAACAAGGGUGCAUAUAUUCGGUUCUCAGCUCCAGAGCUUAAACCAGAAAUAUCCUCUUUCUCAGCAGUGCCACAUCCUGACGUCAAGCCGAUGGCCUAUGCAAACAACUUCCUCAGGAUGUUCCAGUGACAACACAUAUCCGACUUCCUUCGCCAUAUUUUUCUUUUGUGACUAGGCUGAAGCCUAAGCUUGCAAGAAUACGGUGUUGUACAACAGAUCUGGCGGUGUAAGCAGGAAUGCGAUUUUCUAUAUGCUGCCAUUGUACUCCGUUACAUUUUUGUCGAAAACUGAAAUCAUUCCAUUACUGCAUCGUCACUAGAUGCAAGUGCCA